Molecule: messenger RNA, 5917 nt
Organism: Coregonus sp. 'balchen'
Lineage: Eukaryota; Metazoa; Chordata; Actinopteri; Salmoniformes; Salmonidae
Source: the annotation of a GenBank genome assembly
AUGACCUGCUACUGGCAGAGAAAGAGCGUGAACACUGACUGGCUGGCUGCUCUCCUCUUCUUCUCUCCUUUACUUUCUCCUGCUUUCCUUUUCCUUUCUCUUCCUUUCUCUUCCUCUUCUCCCUCUUCCUGGUCUCUCAAUUCCUCAUCUCCUCUCUUUCUCUCCUCUUUCCACCUCUCCUCUCUGCUUUAGUCCCAGCACCAUGAAGACGAGAAAAGGGUGCUGAGUCGAGAGAUCAUCGUCCUCAACAAUCACCUCAUGGAGGCCAAGAUCACAAUUGAAAAGCUCAGAGAGGACAAUGUGAGUAUACCAGCCAGCCGUUGCACAAAAUCCUUACUUCAUGAGGUUUUUUGAAGUGAUCCACUGAAACAACUACACACCCAAUUAGACCAAUGCCUGGUGAUGGCCUUUGCCACCCGUGCCACCUCUAACAUGAACAUAAAAAUCUCAUAGUACAUUGUCAUCAUCACGACUUCUUCAUUCUUUAAAGUGUAAGAGGUACAGUAGUCACCCUCAAAUCAAUAGGGGCCUGAUCGGAAAAACGAGCACUAUUUUCCUGUGCGGAUGGAUUUGUUCCGUGACUGAUGUUGUGUUUGUUCCUUUGAUCGUGUUCUUCCUAAGUGGAGGCUUGCCUUGUGAGACCCUCAAAACUUGAAAUGGAAGUCAACUUUUGGGGUUGUCAGAAGAGGCUUGAGGGAGAGAAAAACAGAUCUAGGCUAGUAAUCAAUUUGUAAUAUAAUUUUUGGGGGCGUUCUUUUUUGUUUGUCAAGCAUUGGUGUGUAUGCGAACGCCACAUGCUGAAAUGACUGUUUGGUCCCAUUCUACUCGGAUGCACAAAUACCAUGGUAUUACAUGGAAUUUACAUGUAUUUGUAUAUUUAAUAGAACUGCAAAGUAAUUAUUGCAGUAACCUAUUUGAAAUAUAUUUAGGUCAGUUACUCCCAUUACAAUUAAUACUGUUCUUAAGUCUGAAUGGCACCCCAACCUAUGACUCAACAACAGUGUUUAUCUUUCCCAUGCCAGGACCUGUACAGGAAGGACUGUAACCUGGCAGCACAGCUCCUUCAAUGUUCCAAGUCACACCACAGAGCCCACAAACUAUCUGAGGUGAGUUCUGCUCUGCUCUCCACUCACUCACGAUAACAAACAGCCCUGUCUCAAGUGCUGUUCUGUCAGGCUCUUGAUGGCCACUUCAUUAUCCCCCUGUUGAUUUGACCAUACAACUGAGUACAACAGAGGACCAAUGGACUCCAACAACAUCUAGUCCACACAAAGGGGAGUAGGAAGUGAGGUAUGAGAGAAAAUCCUCAUAAUUCCUCUUAAGAAUGCCUCACAGACGUGGGACUAUUUUUUCAACGUAAUGUCAUGCAUAUAUGGGCCAAGUAGCAAUGCAGCUACGGUAUGAAAUUGAAGGAGUUAUUGAAAUACAGCAAGAUACCAGGGUCACAGCGGUUGUUAUCGAUUGACUCAUUCAGCUCUCCAUAAUCAUACUCCAAUGAAAUAACAGUGAUUGGCUUUUGAAAGCACAUCCCUCCGAGUCGACUGAAAGUGAGACCCGGCACAAGUAACGAAUGUCAAUGACCAAUUCCAGAGCAUUGACGAAUCCGUUAAAAAAAAACAGUGGUGAAUAUAGCUGAGUGCGAUCAAAGGGAUGCUGUAUGAUUUUCAUUGGGACUUAACUCUGCUAAUUACCAGCCAGAUAAAUUGAUCGGUGUGCAGCGGAGCCCCUCAGGAAAGUUGCUGAACACGCCAUGUGUUUUUGCUGGAGACCUGUAGCUGUGUGUUUGAUAGUGGAGGGAAGAGCGGGCGGGGGAGAGAGACCAGAGAGGAGGGGAGAGGGGGGGGGAGGAGGGGGACACAGGAGAGCACAGAGAGAGGGGAAGGAGCACAAGAGGAGAGGGAGAGAGAGGAGAGCCAGGAGGAGGGGAGAGGGCACAGAGAGGAGGGGGAGAGGAGACACAGAGAGGAGGGGGGAGGAGAAAGAGACGGGGAGAGGAGACACAGAGGGGAGGACCCGAGAGGGGGGGAGAGGAGGGGAGGGGAGAGAGACACAGAGAGGAGGGGGAGAGGAGACCAGAGAGAGAGGGGAGAGGAGAGAAGAACAGAGAGGAGGGGGAGAGGAGACACAGAGAGGAGGGGAGAGGAGACAAGAGCAGGAGGAGGGAGGAGAGGAGACAGAGAGGAGGGGAGACGGGGACACAGAGAGAGGAGGGGAGAGGAGAGGAGACACAGAGAGGAGGGGGAGAGGGAGACACAGAGAGGGAGGGAGAGAGGAGACACAGAGAGGAGGGGGAGAGGAGACAGAGAGAGGAGGGAAGGGAGGGAGACACAGAGAGGAGGGGGAGAGGAGACACAGAGAGGAGGGGAGAGGAGACACAGAGAGGAGGGGAGAGGAGACACAGAGAGGAGGGGAGGAGGAGAGGAGGGGACCACAGAGGAGGAGAGGGGAGAGAGAAACAGAGAGCAGAGGGAACACAGAGAGGAGCACAGGGAGAGGAGAGACACAGAGAGGAGGGGAGAGGAGACACAGAGAGCGGGGGAGAGGAGACACAGAGAGCGGGAGAGAGGAGACACAGAGAGGAGGGGGAGAGAGGAGACACAGAGAGGAGGGGGAGAGAGGAGACACAGAGAGGAGACCAGAGAGGACGGGGGGAGGAGACACAGAGAGCGGGGAGAGGAGAGAGAGGGAGGGGAGAGAGGAAGACACAGAGAGGAGACAGGGGAGAGGAGACACAGAGAGGCGACACGAGAGGAGGGGUAGAGAGACCGAGAGGAGGACCCAGAGAGGAGGACACAGAGAGGCAGGGGAGAGGAGACACAGAGGGAGGGGGAGAGGAGAACAGAGAGGAGGAGGGAGGGAGACCACAGAGAGGAGACACGGAGAGCGGGGGAAGAGGAGGAACAGAGACGGGAGAGAGGAAGAGAGGAGACACAGAGAGCGGGGGAGAGGAGACACAGAGAGCAGGAGGAGAGGAGACACAGAGAGGAGACACAGAGAGGAGACACAGAGAGCAGGGGAGGAGGAGACACCGAAGGAGGGGGAGAGGAGACACAGAGAGGAGAACAGAGAGGAGGGGGAGAGGAGAGGAGACACAGAGAGGAAGACACAGAGAGGAGACACGGAGAGCGGGGAGAGGAGACACAGAGAGCGGGAGAGAGGAGACACAGAGAGCGGGAGAGAGGAGACAGAGAGGAGGGGGAGAGGAGACACAGAGAGGAGACACAGAGAGGAGACAUGGAGAGCGGGGGAGAGGAGACACAGAGAGGAGGGGAGAGGAGACACAGAGAGGAGGGGGAGAGGAGACACAGAGAGCAGGGGAGAGGAGACACAGAGAGGAGGGGGAGAGAAGACACAGAGAGGAGGGGAGAGGAGACACAGAGAGGAGAGGGAGAGGAGACACAGAGAGGAGACACAGAGAGGAGGGGAGAGGAGACACAGAGAGGAGACACAGAGAGGAGACACGGAGAGCAGGGGAGAGGAGACACAGAGAGCAGGGAAGAGAAGAGAGAGACCCCCACAGAAUCUAUCUCCAUUUCUCACUGACCCCCUAUGCUAUUAAUAACUCAAGAGAAAAAUAGAAGGAAGACCAGCCUAUAAUUUACAGGACUUGUUCUUCUUGUGGCUGUCCAAUAAAGACAAGGGAAGUUGUAUGUACUGUUAGCAGAGGGGGGAGUUGUGUGUGUGUGUGUGUGCGUGUGUGUGUGUGUGUGUGUGUGUGUGUGUGUGUGUGUGUGUGUGUGUGUGUGUGUGUGUGUGUGUGUGUGGUGUGCGCGCGCGCGUGUGUGCACAUGUGUAUCUGUGUGUGUGUGUGUGUGUUUAUUGAUGUACCCGUAUUCAUGCUGAUGGAUGUAACCUAAAACUCAGUGAAGUAAACGACUGAGGAAUUAGAAGAAAAGCUCCUAGCCAAAGCACAGGAGCGGAGGGGUUGUGGUCAGCAAAUUUCUGACAAAUUCAUUAGAGAGGGCAGUGUAGUGAAAGUCCCACCGGGUCUCCGAGCUGGACUGAGUAAACACACGAGAAUAAAUUAAUUUUCUAAACUCAAACUCUAGAUUGGAGCCUAGGGAACAGAAUUGAUAAAAAGCUGUGCAGAUGUGGCGAGCAUUCCAUAAUGGCAAGUUUGUGAAUAUGUAUGGGGAGAUAUGAUAGUGGUUGUCAGACAGCAUGGUCUAAAUAGGGAAUGCUUGUUGUAGAGUAAAGUUUUGCUGGAAAAAUCUCUGAAACAUUACUUUGUUAGAGUAGUAGUCCUCCUUUCUGUCAUUUAUUGCUGUAAUUUCUGAAUCAAUUUAUAUUCAAUGAACUCUCAUUUAUUUGUCUGUCCAUGUCCUUUCUCUCUUUUAAUAUUUCUCCUCACCGUCCCUUUCUAUUUCUCUCUCUCCAGCUGCCCAUUGACUUCCAGGAGCGGGUGAGCUCCCACAUUGAGAAGCAAGGCCACGGCGUCACCAUGGCACUGUGCCACUCGCCCUACUCCGAUGCUGUGCCCACUGCCGUCAUCGCCAAAGUGCUAGAGAAGCCGGAGCCAGGCAGCAGCUGCCCCAACACCCGUUCACCCAGCCCCAAGCCACUGGAGGAUGAGGGCCAUGACCAUAACUUUGUGCACACUAGCGUGGGCGGCGGCACCGAAAGCCUCCAGCGCCGCACCGCUUACCGGACAUCGGACCUGUACUGCAGCGACACAGCCCUGUACUGCCCUGAGCGCUGGCAGGAGCGCAGACAGAGCGUGGACGUCCAUGGCCGCCCCAUGGGUCUCCUCCUCCAGGCCCAGAACUCCACAGAUUCCAACCCCGAGGAGGAGGCCUUCCAUUCGGGUAACUUCUCCCAUCACGGGGCACCCUCCUUCCAUGGAGAGUUUGCCGUGGGCUCCUUGCGGGCCUCUAGCUCCUACUCCAGCUUCAGCCAGGCGUCGGAGGAUGAGAAGGGUGGGGAAGGCUGCGGCGGUGGCCCCAGCAGCACCAUGUCCUCCUCCCACCAGGCGCUCUACAUGGACUGGCGGGAUGGGGGUUACGGCGAGCGAAAGAGCACCUCGUCCUAUGAGAAGGACAGCCCUCCUGGCACCAGCGUCUUCCCCAAGUCCCACAGCUUCCAGCACAUGGCAAUGCCGCCUUCCCCCAACCCGGCGAAAGGCAGCGGUGGCUCUUCACCGGCAUAUGAGCGCACAGCAUCCUGCAGCUACAGUGAGCCGUACCACUCGCCGCUCGUCACGUCGUCACACAGUGUGGGCUCGGCCCAGGGAGGAGGAGGACCCCGGGGUGCGGAGCGCUCCGACAGUCAGGCCAGCAUUGGCAGCAUGGGUGUCCCCACCGAGGAGGAACUGACUGGACGCUGGAGGCAGCUGAGCGUAGAGGACAUCAACUCGUACUCCUUCAACCGCAACCCGGGCCGCGUGUCUCCUUACAGCUUCUCCGAGCAGCACUUUGCCAUGGGCCCGGCCAAGAUUAAACUGGGGCCUCUCUACAGCAGCUUCCAGGAGGGGGACGACAACGUCUUCCUCCACAGCCACGUGCUGGACCAGUGCUUGGCUGCUGCCGCCGGUGUUGGCCUCUCACCCAGCCCCAGUCCCAGUCCCAAACACCCCAGCCUGGGCCUGCGGGGCAAGCCGGACAAUCCUCCGCCCCUGUACAGAGCCAAGGUAGACAGCCAGGACUCAGAGUACAGCCUGCAGUUCCUCUCAGGGAGCUUGAAGGACAAGGAGAGCGGGGCGGCUGGAGCGGUAGGGGGGAGCAUGAACAAGGAAUACGUGGAUGUGAGCCCCAACAGCUCAGCCGAGUCCUUACACCACCAAAGCUCCCUUGAAGCCUCCAGUCUGCAGCACUACCAGCGGGAGAGAAUGAGGCCCAGCCCGAGCCCGGCUCUUCCCAAAAAGAGUUCCCAACAAUACCAAAAAUUUGGAAGCACAGGAACAGGACUGAGCAGGAAAGAC